Trichoderma virens Gv29-8 is the source of this 2778-nucleotide messenger RNA. RefSeq lists its product as uncharacterized. The transcript is spliced from 5 exons. Gene Ontology annotation, molecular function: DNA ligase (ATP) activity; DNA binding; ATP binding. Gene Ontology annotation, cellular component: DNA ligase IV complex. NCBI's taxonomy places the organism in Eukaryota, Fungi, Ascomycota, Sordariomycetes, Hypocreales, Hypocreaceae. Gene Ontology annotation, biological process: nucleotide-excision repair, DNA gap filling; double-strand break repair via nonhomologous end joining; DNA recombination. The record is from RefSeq and is a predicted model, not a curated record. Bases 1 to 2778 code for a protein of 925 amino acids.
AUGCCCGUGCCCUUCUCCCUCGUCUGCGACUUGCUUGAAGCAUCUUACGCACUUGCAACAGCUCGCAAGUCCAGCACCCCGGCGCUUAUUGCCUGGUGCUCUAAACAUCGCAGCCUUAUUGAUGCACCAGACACCAACCUCGCAGCUUUACUCUCCACUUUGCUCCCUGACAAGAGGGCAGACAGGGUGUAUUGUAUACAAGCAAACGGCCUUGAGCGCAUCAUCGGGCGCGGUUUGAUGCUUGGUUCGUCUCGUCUCAAGGAGCUCUCAAUUUAUAAACAGCCGGGCCUCGGACUGGAUCUUGCCGACUGUGUAGAGCGUAUUUUGACUGCCACUCCGAAUCCAACUCUUCCAGAGAGGCUUCAAGUCACUGUUGAAGAAAUUGACGAGGCCCUGCAUUCUGUUGCAGCCCAGGUAAGAUGGAGCUCUCCAUCUAUACGAGUUCCAGAUGCGAGUGUCGCCAAACCACCCGCUCGGAGUGGCUUAGAGGUUGUCUAUAGACGACUUACUGCGAGAGAAGCGAAAUGGUUCACAAGGAUGGUUCUCAAAGACUUUCAACCACUAGUAUUUGAUGCAUAUGAAGUCUAUUAUUCGUGCGAUCCUCUUUUGCCGUCAAUUUUAAAAAUCCGCGAAGACUUCACCAUUGCCAUCGAUACUAUGCAACGACUGAGGAGAGAAAUGCGCACUCUGCACCCUGAAAAAGUAUACAUUGAGCGAGAGAGACUCUCGUCAAUCAAACCGCAGCUAUCUGUCAAAGUGGGCAGGCAGCAGUGGUUUAAAGCUCGCAGCAUAAAACACUGCAUCAGUAUGUGCAAGGGUCUAAUGAGUGUUGAACCAAAAGUGGAUGGAGAAUACUGCCAAAUCCACGUUGAUGUUAGCAAGGGUAGACGCGGCAUCCAAAUCUUUUCCAAGAGCGGGAAAGACAGCACCGAAGACAGGGAGCGAUUAAUCGGGAUCAUCGUUGAUUCAUUGGGGAUAGGAAAGGCUGGAUGCAAUAUCAAAACAGAGUGCAUACUGGAAGGAGAAUUAGCUGUUUACAGCGAAUUACUACUCGAGAAACUAGUUCGUUGCGACAGGGGACAAGCUGAACUCAUACAAAGGCAAAUUAUCAACACUAGUCAUCCUAUGGCAGCUUCAGCGUUGCGAAAUGCAUUCGCCGAAGUAAUUACAGACAGGGGUGAAGGAUUGGUACUGAAAUCAGACCAAUCUUAUUUCAACUUUGAGAAUGAUGGACGACCGUUUACAAACCACUGCAUUAAGUUCAAAAAAGACUACAUUGGUCGCUUCGGAGAGGUUGGCGAUUUCGCUGUGGUUGGCGCUGGAUUUAAUGCGGCCAAGGCGAGAUCAUACAACAUUGACGGCCUCAAGUGGACUCAUUUCUAUGUCGGCUGCAUCGACAAUAGAGAAGAGGUGAAGCGAUGGAAUGCCACGCUAGAGUUUACCGUUGUCAAUGUUGUUGAGCUCACUGAAGCUAUGCUCAAGACAUUCGUAUUGUACACGAAUCCAAAGCCAGUGCCAGUUGGAGAAAACGUUCAGACCAAACUGAAGCAAGCCGCCGGAAGCCAGCCCACGCCGAUGACCGUCGCAUUCGCGAAUCCUCCCGUUUUUGACAUGAGGUGCUUUAGCUUUGACAAGGCAGGCGACACAAAUUGGUGGAGUUUACGGUUUCCAUCCGUCGCAAAGAUUCAUUUCGAUCGGGAUUUCUCCGAUGUACUCUCUUUCACUGAUCUACAAGAGAUUGCAGAGGGUGCCACAUCAGCCCCUGAACUGGAAGAUAGCCGGGAUAAUCUUGCCUGGAUCGCGAAACUAGAGCAAGCUGACCCGAGAGGUUUGGCAGUUGACGCUGCUACGCAGUUGACAGCAACAACGAUGCCAACACCAUCGCCGAGACGAGCAUCUCAUAAUUCCUCGGGCUCUCUGCCUCUAACCAGACACGUUACUGGAAGCUUUCUAGAACGAUCCCUUGAAUUAUCAAACACCUCGGUAUCAGAGUCUCAUAGAAUUGCUGCAUCGCAGCCAUCUCCUACAACGCAUCUAUCGAAAAAACAUCUCAACGAUAAUAAAAGGAAACGCAUCACAUUUGCAUCCGCCCUGUUCUCUCCACCGAAGAAACGUCGUCAGUCUUCUAGGGAGGAGAACUCUGAAUCAACAUCUUUGGGUCGCGAACCUGUAUCCGAAUCGCCAACCCGACGUCCUCUGGGGGAGAUAGAUGGUAACUCUAAACAGAAGCUCCAGGCAUCAGAGCUUCCUCCAAUUGCCUACCCUCCCGAUAACGAAAAUUUGAAGGCCUCCCCCCACACCAAAGAUUACCAGGACAAAGGGGCAGAUACUAGCAGGCAGGAAACAGGCGCUGGUUGUCAAUAUGCUGGUCCGGAAUGUCAGCUAGCAAAUCGACUUAUUCUACUACCGUCGUACUUUCGCAAUAUCGAAGAAGCCGAGCCCUUGUUCCGGACGCACGGAUUGUCAAACAUUGUCAGAGAUGCCGAAGCCUGGAUCAAAAACGACACAGCCGAUUCUUCCCAGAUAUCAGACAGCCAAACAGGUCGUAACAAAAUUCUGUUUGUUGAUACGGUAAAGAAGGAACAAGAGACGAAGACUUUGCUCUCUAAUUUGGAAAGCAUCCGCGAAAAGAUCCCAGAAGAGAAACGAGAAUGGAUAAGUGUAUUUGAUUGGCGGGUCCUAAAUCAUCUCGCCAUUUAUGAAGACGCAGAGACUACGAAGAAAUAUUACGAUGGAUUUCAUGAUCCUUGGCGGCGUUGGUAUUCAGGGUUGAUUUGA